GAAGGAAGGGGGCUUUUGAAAUACUGGCCAAUGGCAUAUAUGAAGAGCUUUCUUGUAGCCAGACAGUUCAAAGAGUCAAGAUCUCUGAGAGCUAAUUGACUGCUAUCUCUGGCCCCAAAUUCCCAGUAGCCCAUAACACUUUGUCUCUUUCCCUCAAGUUAUUUUUCCCUUAUCAGUCAGAGUUUUUGUGUAGAUUAGAGAGAGAAAUCAAGAAGGAGAGUUGCUGAAAAGAGAUCAUGAAGAUCCAGUGUGACGUGUGUGACAAAGAAGGAGCCACUGUAUUUUGCCCUGCAGAUGAAGCUGCUCUUUGUGAUGGCUGUGAUAAAAGCAUCCACCAUGCAAACAAGCUCGCCAGCAAACACACACGCUUCUCUUUGGUCCACCCCUCCUCCAAAGAAUUCCCUCUUUGUGAUAUCUGUCAGGAAAGGCGUGCCAUUCUUUUUUGCAAAGAAGAUAGAGCAAUUCUUUGUAGAGAAUGUGACCUUCCAAUUCACAAAGCCAAUGAACAUACCCAGAUACACAAUAGGUUUCUUCUCACAGGUGUAAAGCUCUCUGCCUCUUCUUCUUUAUAUCCAAACUCAUCAUCUUCCACUGCCUCUGAUGCAAACAUUGGUACUGAGAAUAGAAGCACAAAGUCAUCCAUAAAGAGACCAAAACCAAUUCAUAAUGAAGCUUUGAGCUCUCCUCCAAGUGCAAAAACAACACCACCAACUAUCAAGAUCAAUGAAAAUGAGAAUAGCACGGUUUCUAUUUCAACCAGCAGCAUAUCAGAGUAUUUGAUGGAAACCUUGCCGGGUUGGCGUGUUGAAGACUUUCUUGACCCUUCAUCAGCUAAUUACAAUGGUUUCUGUAAGUCCUAUGGUGAUUUUCUUCCAUUUGUGGAUCAAGAUCUUGGAAGAAAUAUUAGUUCAUUUCCAUCAGCAGAAGGUUUGGCCAACUGGGUUCCUCAAGUUUCACCUCAAUCCCCUCAAUUUCCUUGUCUUCCUCACCCUGAGUUUCUGAACCCAUUUAAGGAAUCAGAAAAGACAACUAACGUGAAAAGAACUAGCCGGAAAUGGAGCAAUGAUGCUUUUACAGUACCUCAAAUCAGUUCUCCAUGUCUCAAGAAACCCAGACACUUUAGAUAGGAUUUUACAUGUUAGAUGUUUCUUUUUGCCAAUUACGGUUCGAUCUGUCUGUGAUCUCUAGAUCAUCUCUUCUGUUUGUUUUAAAAUGGGGUCAGUUUUUCUUCAUUGUUUUUUGCUGGUCUUCAGUUCGAUUGUUUUGCAAUCAUGUAAACACUUUAAAUGUGAAAUAGUUCCAUUUUCCUCUGCAA
This is a messenger RNA of Quercus lobata, 1315 nucleotides long. RefSeq names its product B-box zinc finger family protein (gene BZS1). Gene Ontology annotation, molecular function: zinc ion binding. The record is from RefSeq and is a predicted model, not a curated record. Gene Ontology annotation, cellular component: nucleus. The transcript has 3 exons. Bases 237 to 1127 code for a protein of 296 amino acids. NCBI's taxonomy places the organism in Eukaryota, Viridiplantae, Streptophyta, Magnoliopsida, Fagales, Fagaceae. Gene Ontology annotation, biological process: photomorphogenesis; regulation of DNA-templated transcription.